Messenger RNA from Xiphias gladius (swordfish), 2113 nucleotides. It is a transcript of the gene nherf1a, whose product is annotated as SLC9A3 regulator 1a. Gene Ontology annotation, biological process: protein localization to plasma membrane. Gene Ontology annotation, molecular function: signaling receptor binding; protein-membrane adaptor activity. The transcript is spliced from 6 exons. Lineage: Eukaryota; Metazoa; Chordata; Actinopteri; Istiophoriformes; Xiphiidae. Gene Ontology annotation, cellular component: apical plasma membrane. The coding region runs from base 268 to 1365 and encodes 365 amino acids. The record is from RefSeq and is a predicted model, not a curated record.
ACGGUGUCGGACCGGAGGUGAAGGAGGAGGAGGAGAUUGCGACAGAGCAGCUGGGAAGGGGGAGGACCCGUGAGCCCGCCGGUGGGAGUGAAAACUCAGCACUGGCAGCGGAAAGUUUACUGUGACCCAGUUCAGCGGAAGUAGGCUCUGGCUAAGUCAGCGUGCGGUGUACAGGUGUCACUUUUUUUUGCAUGGUUGUCGCGGAACUCCUCAUCUAACGGCUUUGAAGCGGGGUUAAAAGUUUUCGUCGGCUAGAAGAGUACCAACAUGUCAAGCCUCCGACCCAGACGGUGUGUGCUGGAGAAAGGACCCAACGGCUACGGGUUCCACCUGCACGGAGAGAAGGGCAAGACCGGGCAGUUCAUCAGGCUCGUGGAGCCCGACACCCCCGCCUCCGCAGCCGGGCUGCUCGCGGGCGACCGCCUGGCGUUCGUGAACGGCGAGAGCGUGGAGGGCGAGAGCCAUCAGCAGGUGGUGGCGCGGAUCCGGGCCACCGGCGGGACCCUGGAGCUCAUCGUGGUCGACGCCGAGACGGCCGAGCUGCUGAAGACGCGCGGUCUGCAGUGCCGGAAAGAGUUCGUCACGGAGGGGAUUCCCCCGCCCGGCGGGGACAGCGACUCGGAUCGCGGGGACACGCAGAGCAACGGCACCCCGAGGGAGUCCAGCCCCGUCCCGCUGGAGAACGGGGACACUUCUUCGGAGAGGUCGGAGAGGCUGAGCGUCAGCUCCAGCACCAAGGAUGAAAGAGGUGGACUACGACCUCGUUUCUACCACCUGAAGAAGGGAGCUAAUGGUUAUGGCUUCAACCUGCACAGUGAGAAGUCUAAACCGGGCCAGUUCAUCAGAGCUGUGGAUGAAGACUCUCCUGCACAGAGAGCUGGCCUCAGACUACAGGACAAGAUCAUCCAGGUUAACGGUGUUUCAGUGAAUGGGAUGCAGCACUCAGAGGUGGUUGCAGCCAUCAAAGCCGGAGGAGACCAGACCAGACUGCUGGUGGUCGAUGCGGAGACUGACGAAUUUUUCAAGAGCUGCAACGUCCUGCCCACUGAGGAACACAUCACUGGACCUCUUCCUGAGCCAGCAUCAGAGAGAGAGAAGGAAGAGGCGUCGGCGGAGAUGAAGCCUAAAGUGUCUGUGAGCUCGUCGGCUUCCAGUGCCUCCUCCAGCGCCUCCCUGCCAGUGGCAGCUACCAGCUGCCCACCUCCAGAGGUUGAGAGGGCCCCGGAACCGGCCCCAGCGGCUGACGGCCUGGGUCUGGGUAUGUCACUGGCUCAGGCCAGACAAAGAGCCCAUCAGAAACGAGCCGCCAAGAAAGCCCCGCCCAUGGAAUGGCGCAAGAGGAACGAACUGUUCAGCAACUUGUAAAUAUCAUCUCCUUCCUCCUCCCUCAGCUCCGUCUCCUCCAGACUCGUCUGUCCCGCCCUCCGGUGGAGAAUCCAGAGAGAUAAUCAGCCUCUGUUCUCCGUGUGUCUGGUCUCUGGAUUUGGUUUUUACCUUUUCACCUUGCAAAUGAAAGACACAGUGUUCAUGUAGAACAUUUUAAACUCCCAUGUUAAACAGUAUUAUUUGAUGAUUUUAUUGUUUUAAUUUAGGGUUUUGCCACUAUUGAAAUGUCAAUGUCACACACAGGAAUGAAUGUUAAUAUAUUACCAAGAAUGUUUGAGAGAGAGAGAAUAAUAAUGUACAGUUCCUCAGAUGAAAAGGACCACGUCAGGAAUAAUGGGACACAAGGAAAAGUAAAUUAUUUGCAGAUUUUGAGUUCAGAUUUUAAAUCUACAGUUUACGUGAAUGUUAGAAGAUGUCUGCAACUAGAAUUAAUGAUGAAAUUAAUUCUAUACUCAGUAUCUGUGAAUGAACAAUGCUGAGUCACUCUGCUGAGCCCUCACUGCCAAAACAACCAUUUCAUGACAAUCUCCUGUUUUCCUGUUGGAACAGUGUUGGAACACUGUCAGUGUGUUCAGGUCUUAAGAUGGCUGAAGGGACUUUGUAGUUUUUCGAAUCAUGAAAGCUCUGGUAGCCUUGGGCACAACCCUCCAUGUUUGUCCAUUCAUCUUUGCCUCCAGGGUUUCUGUCACCGUGAUAUAUGAUUCAAUAAAAUUAUUUUUUCAUGUUG